UUAAAGUGGCACUUCAGGCACUGGUGCUGCGGCCAAAAAUCCUCAGAAAGUUGCGACGGACUGGCAUUCCUGCAUCUGCCGAGUGCGAGUGUCUUCAGCAAGGAAGCAUAGUGUUCAGAAUGAAGCGGACGUUACUUCUUGUCACAGUCAUCUGUCUGGUUGUGCUGGAGAAAGCAACAGCUGGUUCCUACGGCGGAGGCGGAUAUGGUGGAUGCGGAGGGUGUGGUUACGGGGGCUAUGGAGGGGGCUAUGGAGGAGGCUAUGGAGGAGGCUAUGGAGGAGGCUACGGCGGUAAAUAUUGGAAGCAAGGGGGAUAUUACGAACAAGGUGGCUACGGGGGCUACGGCGGAAUUGGGCAUGGCGGAAUAGGACACGGAGGCAUUGGUCACGGCGGUUUCGGCCAUGGAGGGUUCGGUCAUGGAGGCUUCGGUCAUGGCGGCUUCGGACAUGGUGGUGGCUUUGGUCACGGUCUCUUAGGGAAAUUGAAAGGAUUCGGAGGCGGUUUUGGAUUUGGCUUCCACAAGUUCAAGCACUGGGGCUAAAUACAAUAUCACGAUGCAUGCUGCUGCAAAUCAUCAUGACUGAGCCGAAAUUCAUAGGAGUCGAAGACGCAUUCAUACAUUUAUGCAUAUAAAAAGUGAAAGAAAAUAUAUAAUAAAAGGAAUUCAAAUAAAUAUGA
This is a messenger RNA of Ornithodoros turicata, 679 nucleotides long. RefSeq lists its product as uncharacterized. The record is from RefSeq and is a predicted model, not a curated record. The transcript has 3 exons. The coding region runs from base 120 to 542 and encodes 140 amino acids. NCBI's taxonomy places the organism in Eukaryota, Metazoa, Arthropoda, Arachnida, Ixodida, Argasidae.